GGAGCUGGAGACGGCCGGCGGCUGCUGGCCGAGCGGCUGCUGGCUGAGCGCCGAGAGCGCGGCCGGGCGAGGCGGGAGCGCGGGCGCUGGCCUGGCCGCGGGCGGGGGCCGCCGCCGCGCCGCUGCCCCCCUGUCGCGGGCCGGGCCGCGGCGCCGAGCGCGAGGGCCGGGCUCCCGGGGCUGGCGGCCAUGGGCAGGAGCCGGAGGCGGCAGCGGCAGCGGCGGGCCCCGCGGGCGGGGAGGCGCGCGGCCCACGGCCCCUGACGGCCCCUGGCGGCCCGGCGCGCCCCCGCGCUCCCUGGGGGGCCGUAGCCUGGCAACGCCCGGCGCGCCCGCCCAUCCCCCGCUGCCCUUUUUCUCCUGGCCGGGUGCGAGGGAGCAUGCCCGCGCCUGGCCUCGGCCAGCGAAGAGUUAACCUGAGGGGCGAGCCGCUGCCCCCACCUCGGGGGCGUGCCCCCCUCCCCCGCUAGGCGGCCCGCCCCCCGCGCCAGGGUAUGGCCCCUGGCCCCGGCCCGGGACCCGAGGUCCCGCGCCCGGGUCAGUGAAAGGCGUCUUCCCGUUCCCGCCCUCUGCCUCCUCUCGCCGGCCAGCAACAUGGGAUGUAAUAUGUGCGUGGUCCAGAAACCGGAGGAGCAGUACAAAGUGAUGCUGCAGGUGAACGGGAAGGAGCUCUCCAAGCUGUCUCAGGAGCAAACUCUGCAGGCCCUGCGCUCCUCCAAGGAGCCCCUGGUGAUCCAGGUGCUGAGACGCAGCCCCCGCCUCCGGGGGGACAGCUCCUGUCACGACCUGCAGCUGGUGGACAGUGGCACUCAGACCGACAUCACCUUCGAGCAUAUCAUGGCGCUGGGCAAGCUGCGUCCGCCCACCCCGCCCAUGGUCAUCCUGGAGCCGUACGUCCUCUCUGAGCUGGCCGAGGGAGGACCCUCCUGUCCGGGACGUCGCUGCCGGAAGUGCCAGGGUUGAGGGCCUCAGCUCCUCCUCCUCCAUCCUCUCUCCUCUGCCGCCUCACAAGCAUCACUCCUUGAAUCUUCUUGCAUCCCUUGUCUGUCUCAUUCCUCUACCUGCUCUGAAUUUCCUCCAUCUCUUCAGCUUCUUUCUUUGGCCCGACCGGAAGAAGGGCCUUUCAUCCAGGCCUGGUGGCUCAUGACCGCCCCCCCAGUCAGCCAUGAGUAUUAUGACCCGGCGGAGUUUAUGGAGGGCGGCCCGCAGGAGGCAGACCGCUUGGAUGAGCUGGAGUAUGAGGAGGUGGAGCUGUAUAAAAGCAGCCACCGGGACAAGCUGGGCCUGAUGGUUUGCUACCGCACGGACGACGAGGAGGACCUGGGCAUUUAUGUCGGAGAGGUAAAUCCCAACAGCAUUGCAGCCAAAGACGGCCGGAUCCGUGAGGGAGACCGCAUCAUCCAGAUUAACGGUGUAGACGUCCAGAACCGGGAAGAGGCGGUGGCCAUCCUGAGCCAGGAAGAGAACACCAACAUCUCCCUGCUGGUGGCCCGACCUGAGAGUCAGCUGGCGAAAAGGUGGAAGGACAGCGACCGGGAUGACUUCCUGGAUGACUUUGGCUCUGAGAAUGAGGGGGAGCUGCGUGCUCGUAAACUGAAAUCACCCCCUGCCCAGCAGCUCGGAAACGAAGAGGAGAAGGGGGCUCCCGAUGCCGGCCCAGGCCUGAGCAACAGCCAGGAGCUGGACAGCGGGGUGGGCCGGACUGACGAGAGCACCCGGAACGAAGAGAGCUCUGAGCACGACCUGCUGGGGGACGAACCCCCGAGCUCCACCAACACCCCGGGAAGCCUGCGCAAGUUUGGCCUGCAAGGGGACGCCCUGCAGAGCCGGGACUUCCAUUUCAGCAUGGACUCUCUGCUGGCCGAGGGGGCGGGGCUGGGAGGGGGCGACGUCCCGGGCCUCACGGAUGAGGAGUAUGAGCGCUACCGUGAGCUCCUGGAGAUCAAGUGCCACCUGGAGAACGGCAACCAGCUGGGCCUCCUCUUUCCCCGGGCCUCCGGAGGCAACAGCGCCCUGGACGUCAACCGCAACGAGAGCCUGGGCCACGAGAUGGCCAUGCUGGAGGAGGAGCUAAGGCACCUGGAAUUCAAGUGCCGCAACAUCCUGCGGGCGCAGAAGAUGCAGCAGCUGCGUGAGCGCUGCAUGAAGGCCUGGCUGCUGGAGGAGGAGAGCCUCUACGACCUGGCGGCCAGCGAGCCCAAGAAGCACGAGCUGUCCGACAUCUCCGAGCUGCCCGAGAAGUCGGACAAGGACAGCACCAGCGCCUACAACACUGGGGAGAGCUGCCGCAGCACCCCGCUGCUUGUGGAGCCCCUGCCCGAGAGCCCCCUGCGGCGGGCCAUGGCCGGCAACUCCAACUUGAACCGGACCCCUCCCGGCCCCCCUGUUGCCACCCCCGCCAAGGCAGCUCCUCCACCGGGGAGCCCCGCCAAGUUCCGGUCCCUCUCCCGGGAUCCUGAGGCCGGCCGGAGGCAGCACGCGGAGGAGCGCGGCCGCCGCAACCCCAAGACGGGGUUGACCCUGGAGCGUGUGGGCCCUGAAAGCAGCCCUUACCUCUCGCGGCGCCACCGCGGCCAGGGCCAGGAGGGCGAGCACUACCACAGCUGCGUGCAGCUGGCCCCGACGCGAGGCCUGGAGGAGCUGGGCCACGGCCCCCUGAGCUUGGGCGGUGGCCCUCGGGUGGGCGGGGUGGCGGCCGCGGCCACUGAAGCACCACGCAUGGAGUGGAAAGUGAAGGUGCGCAGCGACGGAACCCGCUACGUGGCCAAGCGGCCCGUGCGAGAUCGGCUGCUGAAAGCCCGUGCCCUGAAGAUCCGGGAGGAGCGCAGCGGUAUGACGACCGACGACGACGCGGUGAGCGAGAUGAAGAUGGGCCGCUACUGGAGCAAGGAGGAGCGGAAGCAGCACCUGAUCCGGGCCCGUGAGCAGCGGAAGCGGCGCGAGUUCAUGAUGCAGAGCCGGCUGGAGUGCCUGCGGGAGCAGCAGAAUGGCGACAGCAAGCCCGAGCUCAACAUCAUUGCCCUGAGCCACCGCAAAACCAUGAAGAAGCGGAACAAGAAGAUCCUGGACAACUGGAUCACCAUCCAGGAGAUGCUGGCCCACGGCGCGCGCUCCGCCGAUGGCAAGCGGGUCUACAACCCUCUUCUCUCAGUCACCACCGUGUGAGCUGCCCAGGCGGGUACACGGCCCAGGCCCAGGGAGCCCCCUGGGGCCCCGGCCCUCACUCUCCUAUAGAGAUUGUGUGUGUGUGUGUGUGUGUGUGUGUGUGUGUGCACGCGCGCGCGCGCGCAUGCUCGCUGUGCCCACGCACACAUCUCCUCGUCUGGGUGUGCGCACAGGGCUUUGUUAGCAGAGAGAAGCCCCUGAGGAGAAGGGACGCUUUUCUUCCUUCUGCCCAAGUAAAGUGACCAUGCCAGUGGCCAGCACUGGGGGCACACCUGUGAUGGGCACCCCUUCGGCUGUGCGUGUGCAUUCCCCAUCCCCCAUGCUCUUGCGUGUGCUUGCACGUGCACGCACACACACACCCAGUGCUCUCUCCACCCGACCCGUGUACUUGCAGACAGGGAAGUUGAGCUGAAAGGAGCACAAGAGAGUGUCCGGCUUCGCUGCUGAGCGCGGCCUCUCCCCGCCGCUGCGCACUGCAGUUAUUUGUAGACAAAGGCACCCCUGAUUUUUUGUGGUUUUUCUCCCUUUCUGUGCUUGCCAAUAGUUGUUUUGUUUUGUGGACCUGCCCUGGGGGCUGGCAGCUCCUUCAGGCAGCCUGGCAGAGGUGGAACUCCCCUCUCCACUGAUGGCUGGGAAGGGAGUUGGGGAGGAAGAGUGGGAGGGAGGGCUGGGGAUGGAUGGGAGGGAAGGGGAGGGAAAGGUGGGAGGAAUGGGAAGCAGCUGUUCUGGUGGCUUCCACUCUGAGGUGUGGGAACGGGGAGCCUCUGGGGGGCACCUGUUUCCCCAGUGACUCAGAGAGAGCAAGACUGCAGGAACGGAGGGGUCCUGCAGGGUGUCCACCAAGAACUCACAGAGCCCGUUCUGCGCCCCACACCAUCUGGAGCAGGGGCUUCUCUUCUGAGUGAACUGAGGAAGGUGCUUAGAUGGUGAGGGGUCUAGAAACCAAGCCCCAUGAGCAGCAGUGGAAGACCUCGGGCCAUGCGGCCUGGGGAGGACUUGGUGGCGAUCCGCAACCUGGACCCCAGUGAGAGGCGGUGGGCUGACUGGGAAGGAGAGGCCCCCAACCUCCUCAGGAUUUGCACGUGUGAACUAGGCUGCCUGUGGGGUGCCCCUUAGGCUUGGAGAGCCCCAGAUUGGAGGCAGACAGACUGCACCACCCCUUCCCCCCUGCAUCUCAAGAAUAAAGCAAGCUGCCUUUGUACUUGGUUGAA
This is a messenger RNA of Pan troglodytes (chimpanzee), 4376 nucleotides long. RefSeq names its product PDZ domain containing 4 (gene PDZD4). Gene Ontology annotation, molecular function: protein binding. The coding region runs from base 1144 to 3165 and encodes 673 amino acids. The record is from RefSeq and is a predicted model, not a curated record. The transcript is spliced from 9 exons. NCBI's taxonomy places the organism in Eukaryota, Metazoa, Chordata, Mammalia, Primates, Hominidae.